ACGCCGGCCCCGCCCCACGCCGGCCAUGGCGGCCCCCGCGCGGCCGCUGCAGCUGACGCUGGCGCUGCUCAAGCCGGACGCGGUGGCCCAUCCGCUCGUGCGCGAGGCCGUGCACGCCGCCAUCCUCCGUCACCGGUUCCUCAUCGUCCGCGCCAAGGAGCUGCGGUGCGGCGCGGAGCAGAGCCGCCGCUUCUACCGGGAGCACGCAGGGCGUUUCUUCUACCAGCGGCUGGUGGAGUUCAUGGCCAGUGGCCCCAUGUGGGCUUACAUCCUGGCCCAUGAGAAUGCUAUCCCUCUCUGGAGAUCCCUGAUGGGACCCACUAAAGUGUUCCGAGCUCGACACAGCCACCCAGACUCCAUCCGAGGUGCCUACGGCCUUACGGACACCAGGAACACAACCCAUGGCUCAGACUCACCUGCCUCAGCCAGCAGAGAAAUUGCCUUUUUCUUCCCCGAGUUCGACGAGCGGCGCUGGUACGAGCAGGACGAGCCCCGGCUGCGGCACGCGCACUGCGUGCUGCGGGCACAGCAGGCACAGGUACAGAUCCAGGGAUCUGCAGGACAUCACUGCUGUCCUUGUCCUCAGCAGUGUCCAGAGGGGAUCUGCUCAGGAUCCUGUGUGUCUUCACAGAGGUCUGAGAGCUGCUGUCCCCAGUGCUGUUGAUACUUUAUUGAUAUUUUGUCAGUUGUUUUAUUGAUUCCCAGAGGUUUUGCUCAGAUUUGUGUGUUUUUCUUUUAACUAUUAAACUUUACUAUUUUUCACCUUU
Molecule: messenger RNA, 767 nt
Organism: Vidua chalybeata
Lineage: Eukaryota; Metazoa; Chordata; Aves; Passeriformes; Viduidae
Product: nucleoside diphosphate kinase 6-like
Exons: 6
Coding region: 26-664 (212 amino acids)
Biological process (GO): GTP biosynthetic process; CTP biosynthetic process; UTP biosynthetic process
Molecular function (GO): nucleoside diphosphate kinase activity
Source: RefSeq, a predicted model, not a curated record